This is a messenger RNA of Emiliania huxleyi CCMP1516, 2951 nucleotides long. RefSeq lists its product as hypothetical. The transcript is spliced from 8 exons. Bases 39 to 2951 code for a protein of 970 amino acids. The record is from RefSeq and is a predicted model, not a curated record. Lineage: Eukaryota; Haptophyta; Isochrysidales; Noelaerhabdaceae.
AUCGCGAUCGCUGGCGACCGACUGUGGGGGGGCCUUCAAUGAUACCACCCCUUUUACUCCUCGGGUUCGCGGCGCUCGAGCCAGCGGUACCACACGCUGAUGUGGCCCAGUUCGCCGCCGGCCAAGGCCCAAGCGCACUCUCGCCGCUGCUGCGCCACCAAGGCGCCGACGCGCCGCCACGCUCGCGGGCGCACGCCGCUACAGCCGCUGUGCAGGUGCAUGUCGACUGCAGCCCGACGGUAGCGCGCGGUGGCAGCGGCGCCACCGCCGCCGACCCGCUCCCCGACGUCGCUACUGGCCUGCGCCGCGCGCGCGCGCUUGGCGCGGCUCGCGGCACGGCGGCGGAGGUGCGCAUAGCACCGGGCGUCUGCUUCCUCUCCGAGCCCCUGGGCAGCAGCGCCUUCGGUGGCGGCGGCUCUGCGGCUGCGCCUCUGCUGCUCCGCGGCGCCGGCCCCGCGAGUGUGCUGAGCGGCGGCGCGCCGCUGGCGGGCUGGUCGCCCGUCGCUGACGCUGACGGCGCGCGGCUCGCCAACGGUUGGCCGGCCGGCGCUGUUCUCGCUGCGGACGCCCGCGAGUGGCCCGUGGAGAUCAAGGGCGUGCGGGCGGGCGGCGCGCUGCUCAACCGCAGCCGCUUCCCAGCGCUGCAUGGCGAUGGGCUGGACACGCCCAAUUGGCUCUUUGCGCAGGCGUGGUCGGUGCCGGGCAACGCGAGUGCACCGGGCCGACACGCGGCGUGGAUCGGCAUUGACGGCGCCAAGCUGCGGCCCCCCCCUACCGCACGGGCCGACCCGAUCUCGGCGCUUCUCGGCGCGUACACGCACGUGCUUGGCUGCGGCGAGGCGGACGUCAACUCGCAGCUCACCAAGGUUGUCGCGGUGCGCAACGGCAGCGCGACUGCGCCGCCCUCGGCGCUGCCCUCGGCGCUGCCAGUGCCGCCCUCGGCGGCGGCGCAGGACGGCCCCGCCCUGCAGGUCCUCUUUCGGAACACGUUCACAGUGCACCAGCGCUUCUUCCUCGAGAACGUGGGCUGGGCGCUCUCGCCGGGCCACUUCUUUCACGACGAGGCGGCGGGCGUGCUGUACGCGUGGCCGGCGGACGCGGCGCAGCGGGCGGCACUGAUGGGAGGCGAGGCGGUGGUGCCGGUGCUCGAUCGGCUGGUGGACCUCAACGGCAGCUCGCACGUCGUUGUCUCGAACCUCACGUUCGCGGACACGACCUACUACGCCGACGGCUUUUGGGACGGGCCCGCGAUGCAGCCGAGCGACGCGGCCGUGAGGCUGAGCUACUGCCACGACGUCACCGUCGAGGCCUGCAAUUUCCUCGCUUCGUGUGGAGGUCACGCCGUGGCGGUUGGCAACGCGAGCCGCGAUUGCGCGAUCGUCGGCAAUCUGGUGGAUGGCGUGGGCCAGGGCGGCGUGGUGCUCUAUGGCAAGGACAGCGCCACGCCGCUGCCGCCAAACCCAAAGCGGGGCACGGCGGGCGGCAACAACUCGCAGCCGCGCCGCGUCAACGUCGCGCACAACGUCAUGCAGGACCUUGGCCGCGUGCUUGUGCACGUCGCCGGCGUGGCUCUACGCUCGGCGUCGGGAUGCGUCGUCGCGCACAAUCGCGUGCAGCGGUGCCCGCGGUACGGCCUGCAGGCGGACUCCUUCUACACGACGCAAAACUCGCUCGACAACGUCUUCGAGUUUAACAUCCUCGCGGACACGAACCGGCUGACGACCGACACGGGCGCGAUCGAGAUGCUCGGCAGCGGCAACCCCGGCCUCUGCGGCAACGGCUCCGCGGGGUGGUUCACAAACAACACCGUCCGCUUCAACAACAUCUCGCACACCGUCGGCUCGAGCAGCAGCGAUGGCUCACACGUCUGCGUGCACGGCGCGGGGGGGCCUCCGGGCAGCUGCCGCGGCCUAGUCUGGGGCGUCUACCUCGACGGUGGCAUGAGCGGCGCGACGGUCCACGGCAAUGUCAUCGGGGCGACGCUGCACGGCGCCGUCUUCGACAACGCCGGAGGCAACAACUCGAUCACCAACAACGUCUUUGUGGGCGGCGCGGGCUCGUCCGUGCUGAUGAACUUCGGCACGGCUGGAGGCCCCGCCAACCCCGACCCUGUGAGCGGUGUCGUGCCGAGCCGCGACAUCGCGGGCUCGACGGUAAAACGAAACAUCUUCUACUUUGGUGCGGGCAUGGGUGCGGAUGGCGGCGUCGCGGGCAGGGCGGCGGCGGUCGCGAGCAUGGUACCGUGGCAAGACGAGGAGCUUAAGAACAACGGCUCCAACUUCAACCUCUUCUUCGCCGAGGAGUUCGACGCCGCCGCCGUGCCGCUUUUCCCAGGCGGCCGCAACCUCACCUCGUGGCGAGCGGGCAAGGCGCCGCCGCCGCUGCUGCGCUGCGCCGACGGCGCCAGGGCGAGCCUAGUACUGUCCGAGGACUGCAGCUGGGCGUGGGAGUUGCGCGCCGACGGGGACGAGGCUGGAGUGCGGCUCGCGCCCUCCGCGGCCACGGUGGCGGCCAGGCCGUUCGCCGCCGGCGUCGUGGUGAGCAUCGACUGCGAGGGCGACUGGGUGCACUGCUCGGACCCGGCCGGCGCCCGGACGCGCGUGUGCAUGGACGCGCCCCACGGCGCACUUCCCGUGCGGAACCAGGCGUGGUCGCUCGGCGCCGACGCGACGCUCAGGCAGCUCGGUGGCGGAGCCUGCCUGCAGGUGUGCGUGCGCGGCGGGGACGUCGGAGGAUGCAACGGGAAGGCGGGCUCGAUCCUGCAGCUCGCCGCGUGCACCGGCGCAGACAACCAGCGCUGGUCGCUGGGCAACGGCACGGCGCUGCGCCCUCUCGGCAGCGCGAGCAAGGACGAGCACUCCAUCGUGGCCGACCCGCUAUUCGUCAACCCGUUGCGCGGCGACUUUCGCUUGGCGGCUGGCGGCCGCUCCUCGGACGUGCUGCAGAUGUGA